GCGCGGCGGCGGGCGAUGAGCGGCAGCGCCGAGGCCGACCCGUCGGCUCCGGCCGCCCCUGCGCCGCCCGCUCCCGCCGACAGCAAAGCGAGCCCCGGCAGCGGCCCCGGGGCGGCCCCGGGCGCGGUGGGCGGCCCCGUGUCGGCGGCGGUGGCCGCGGCCCCGCCUGAGGGGACCAUGUCCAACGGGAUUUACGUGCCGCCCGGCGUGGCCAACGGCGACGUGAAGCCGGUGGUCUCCACCACGCCGCUGGUGGACUUCCUCAUGCAGCUGGAGGAUUACACACCGACGGUACGGGCGCGCCAGGGGGGGGCUGGCGCCGGGGGCGGCCCUGUUCCUCCCGCCUCUCUCUCCUGCAGAUCCCAGACGCCGUCACCGGGUAUUACCUCAACCGGGCGGGAUUCGAGGCCUCGGACCCGCGCAUCAUCCGCCUCAUCUCUCUGGCUGCACAGAAGUUCAUCUCGGACAUCGCCAACGACGCUCUGCAGCACUGCAAGAUGAAGGGCAC
This is a messenger RNA of Pezoporus flaviventris, 508 nucleotides long. It is a transcript of the gene TAF10, whose product is annotated as TATA-box binding protein associated factor 10. The transcript is spliced from 3 exons. Lineage: Eukaryota; Metazoa; Chordata; Aves; Psittaciformes; Psittacidae. The record is from RefSeq and is a predicted model, not a curated record. The coding region runs from base 16 to 501 and encodes 161 amino acids.